GAACCAUUGUAGCUACGGCGCUGACUAGAAUAAUAUUUAUACAAUUUUUAUUAAAUAACACCACGUUCAGAGUGGUACUUAUAAGUACCGUUGGGAUAAAUAACGUUGCACAAGACAGUAUACAAAAAUGGCAAAGAAAAACUUUUAUACAAAAAAGUUGUCUGACUCAGAAUUGCUGGAGAUUAUAGAGGAUGAAGAUUUUUAUUUAGAUGAAUAUUUUCCAUCUUUUAAUGAUCCUGACACUAAUAUGGAGGAUUUUGAUGCGGUUGAAGAAGGUCCAUUAGCAGAUGUAUUUUCCAGUGACAAUUCUGAUAAUCAAGCCGAAGAAAUUUUAGAAGAUACAAAUAAGGUGAUGAAUAGUGAACAAAAAGAAGUUACAGAACAGAUAGAGAGUGAAAUCAAUCUAGAAAAUAUAAAUGACAAUGAAACUGAAGGUGAUCAAGAGGAAAACGACAAAAAUGUCGAAUCAACAAUACAAAGAAAAUGGGAAAGAAGAUUAGCAACAGCCCCUGAUUUGUCAGAAUAUAAUCAAUCAGCAUGA
Molecule: messenger RNA, 541 nt
Organism: Anthonomus grandis grandis
Lineage: Eukaryota; Metazoa; Arthropoda; Insecta; Coleoptera; Curculionidae
Exons: 2
Coding region: 128-541 (137 amino acids)
Source: RefSeq, a predicted model, not a curated record